This is a messenger RNA of Callorhinus ursinus (northern fur seal), 648 nucleotides long. Its product is annotated as UDP-glucuronosyltransferase 3A2-like. The record is from RefSeq and is a predicted model, not a curated record. Gene Ontology annotation, molecular function: glucuronosyltransferase activity. Gene Ontology annotation, cellular component: UDP-N-acetylglucosamine transferase complex. NCBI's taxonomy places the organism in Eukaryota, Metazoa, Chordata, Mammalia, Carnivora, Otariidae.
UUUUUAGAAAAGAAUGAAAUUUCAUACAAAGUUAUCAGUUGGCUUCCACCUGAAGAUCAUAGAAAAGAUUUUAAUAACACUUUUGAUUUCUUUGUGACAGAAGCUUUGCAUGGCAGAGGAGCAUUUGACAACUUUGUAAAGUUAAUGGAACAAUUGGGGAUUCGAUGCAGUGAUUUGCUAAGGAGAAGUGAUAUCAUGGAUUUCUUAAAAAAUGAGAACUUUGACCUGGUAUUUGUUGAAGCAUUUGACUUCUGUUCUUUCCUGGUUGCUGAGAAGCUUGGGAAGCCAUUUGUGUCGAUUCUUCCCACUUCCUUUGGCAGUGUGGACCUUGGACUACCAAACCCUGUGUCUUAUGUUCCAGUAUUCAAUUCCUUGCUAACCGACCACAUGGACUUCUGGGGCAGAGUGAAGAAUUUUCUGAUGCUCUUUGAUUUCUCCAUAAAGCAAUGGCGAAUCCAGUCUACGUUUGACAGCACCAUCAAGGAACAUUUCCCAGAAGGCUCUAGGCCAGUUUUGUCUCAUCUCCUAAAGAAAGCAGAGCUGUGGUUUGUUAACUCUGACUUUGCCUUUGAAUUUGCUCGGCCCCUGCUUCCCAACACUGUGUAUGUUGGAGGCUUAAUAUCCAGACCUGUUAAAGCAGUACCACAG